AUGCAUCCGCUGCUUGUUUGUCUUUCAUCGCUUUGCUUUGGCUUUUGUCAGCUUUAUGUGGUAGCAGAGCCCCUCUGCGACAAUUGUCGGGUGACUGAGAUAUAUCCCGGGAAGGAGAACUCUGUGGGUCAUCAGUUGUCCAGAAACCAGCGGAUUGUGCGCAUUAUCAACGAGUACAAACAAGUCAGCUGGGAGGAGUUCCAACGCCGGGAUAGGAUCAGGAAGCGCAGCCGGCAAUUGAAAGAGUAUAGUUUUUUGGUUAAGCUGAAAAUAGACAACUCUGUGCGCUGCAGUGGAGCCUUAGUAGCCUCUAGUUUGGUUCUAACAUCCAGUAAUUGUUUUACAAAUGAGAAGACCGAUCAGCUGAAAGUCAUUUUAAGUAAUGGAAAAACUCUGGGGGUGCAUAGUCAGGAAAAGCCUAUGGCAUACCCCGAACUCAGCUUGCUUUCUUUGAAACAACCAUGUGAUGUUCAACCAGCUGCAUUGUGCACCAAAACAUUGCAAUUAGGCCAAAAAGGUACCAUGCUAAUGGCCAGUUCUGAUCUUAGCUUCUAUGGACGCCGAAAGUCUGAAAUUAUUCCAAACGCAGCCUGUAAGAAAUCCUUCGAGGAGGAUCCUUCUGUUUAUGUAACUCCUAACAUGGUUUGUGUGAAAAACUCUCAAAAACCCGAUAAAUGUGCGACGAGUCCGGGAGAUGCCUUUCUGGUUGAUCACCAGCUUUGUGGAUUAAAUGUUUAUGGAUCUCGUUGCCAAGCAAACUCAUUAAAUGCCGAUCUUUAUAUAAAUCUCAGCCAACUACAGCCCUGGCUGAAAGAUAUUUUACAGAAAACUAAAUUAACAAAGUGA
Drosophila bipectinata is the source of this 846-nucleotide messenger RNA. RefSeq names its product seminase. The record is from RefSeq and is a predicted model, not a curated record. Gene Ontology annotation, molecular function: serine-type endopeptidase activity. NCBI's taxonomy places the organism in Eukaryota, Metazoa, Arthropoda, Insecta, Diptera, Drosophilidae. Gene Ontology annotation, biological process: proteolysis.